Messenger RNA from Temnothorax curvispinosus, 2999 nucleotides. RefSeq lists its product as uncharacterized. The coding region runs from base 1664 to 2860 and encodes 398 amino acids. The transcript is spliced from 10 exons. NCBI's taxonomy places the organism in Eukaryota, Metazoa, Arthropoda, Insecta, Hymenoptera, Formicidae. The record is from RefSeq and is a predicted model, not a curated record.
GCUAGAGAAACAUUGGAGAAAUGUGCCAAAUAACCACGUAUAUCCUUGAGGAGGACAAAAGGUACGUGUUGAUCGAUGGUAGUGACCAAACGAGAACAAACAUAUAUAGCUAUAAAUAUAAUAUCCAGUGGUAAUUAUUAUAAAAAGAUGCCAAAAGACCUACAAUAUUUGUCGAAGAGACGAAAAAAUCAGCUGAUUUGUCAAAAAAUUGAAUCCUACAGAAAUACGGAUAUCUCUAAUACAAAUAGUGGUUCUUCUUCAGAUCUUGCAUUAGACAAUGUAGUCUGUGUGGAAAUAAACACUCCAACUCAUGACAUCUAUUAAUGUUACUAACAACGAAUCAACCGUUGGUGACAAUUUUGGACGUCUCUGCCCUUCGAAUUCAGAGUUUUCAUCUGUCACUUCACGUACUUCACCUGUAGUUGAGAAUUAUGAAGAAGAUGCGGUGCAGAUUGAAAUAGAGCAACAUACUUCCUUUUCAGGUUCAAAUUUCUCAGAGAUUGAUAUAAUAGAAAACCAAAAUUUGGAUUUUGAUGAAAACAAAAGUGAGAAUAAUUUACAAAGUGAAUUACGAUCUUGGGUAAAUACAGAGAGAAUUUCUCACAGGUCUGUUAAAAAAUUAUUAACAAUAUUGCGUAAUAAUGGACAUAAAACUUUGCCUCAAGACGUCCGAACUUUAAUGCACACACCCCGAAUUAGUGAAAUUACGACAACGGUGGGAAACGGUUCUUAUGUACAUUUUAGACUUGUCGUCGGUCUUCAGCGGUCAAUAGAAAAAUAUUUCGUACAAGUUCCAGAUUCUGUGAAAUUGUUAAUUAACUGUGACGGAAUGUCUUUGUCGAAAAGUUCCGGAAGCCAAUUUUGGCCUAUUUUGGUGUCCAUCCAAGCGGAUGUUUAUAUAAGACCAUUCGCUGUAGGAAUUUAUCACGGGUACUCAAAACCAACAAAUGCAAAUAAAUUUUUACGACCUUUUGUUAAUGAAAUGACAGAAAUUCAACAAAAUGGUUUUUUUUAUAGUGGAAAGAAAUGUUUAGUUGAAAUUGCAGGCAUUGUCUGUGAUGCUCCAGCAAUGGCUUUUGUGAUGUCUACAAAAAGCCAUUCUGGUUAUUUUUGCUGUCAUAAAUGUACUCAGGAAGGAGAAUACAUUAACUCCGUAGUUUUUCCAGAAACAAAUUUUACAAUGAGAACCGACGAAUCAUUUCGUAAUAAACAACAAGAAGAACACCAUACAGUUUCACGAAACAGAAACGUGAUUUCCACAAAAUGUCUAUGUUGUUAAGAAGCGUUUUUUCGACGAAAUAUAUUAUUUUCUCAUGUACUCGCCGCCUAAAGAGAGCGUCGAAGAAAAGCGUCACUAAAUGAAGCGAAAAAGUGUAAACGUAGACGUGAGUCUCAGGCCGUAUUUAAAUCUCCCGCGUUUGCCUACGUCAGAGUGCGCAUUUUGCGCCUUAUAUAGUGACCCCGCGAGCGCUUAUUGGUCAAUUACCCCACAUGACUCGCUCGUGGCGGGUUCGUGCCGGCAGCAGCGGAUGCCUCACCGGUCUUUGUCAUCCGAAGUAUCUAGAAUCUGGAAGUAUCUGAACGUGUAUGUACGUGAUUUUCGCGGUUACACCGUCGCAUGCCUAUACCUCAGUGCAAUAAUUGCAGUCUAGUAUAAAGUAGAAUGGCUUAUGCAGUUGUGUGUUUUUCCGACAAUACCGUGUCGGAAGUGCCGACAAAUUGGAUACAUGAAGAUGACAAUGAAGUUAUGUGCUGGUGGCCACCAACCUCUGUAAAAAACGUAUCAACGUUAAUAUCGAAACGUGCGGACCCUGACAGAAAGUCGUGGAGCUUAAUCUCUGUGAAAAUACAAAAAUACUUUGCGUCAGUAGAAAAAGCGAGAAAAGCUGCAGAAGAUGAUAAUUAUACAUCAACGGAUGAUCAAUGCAUGGGUAAAGGGCAACGUAAAAAGAAAUCUAUUAUUCACGACAAUCAUUCAGAUACAGAUGAAAAUAAAGAAAAGAACAAUGAUAAGAAUAAUCGUAGAUCCAGUUCUAAGAAUAGGUUGAAAGUUUAUGGUAGAAAACAAGUAAAUGUACCUAUUAACAAAGAACAAUCUGAAGGUGAUCUUUCGGGGAACGAACAAAACAUUGAUAAAGCUCUUCCUGUAUGGCCUACAGAUCUAGAAAUACAGAGUUCCCAAAAUAAUGCUAAUAUUGGCGUUAAAUCUGUAACAAAUAAUAAUCAAAACGAUGUGAUGCAGACAACUGGACGUGAAUUAGUUAAAGAACAUUCUGAAAUGUCAGCAUCUAAAAGUGAAAGUAGUGGUUCUGAAAGGACGUGGAAUACGAAUAAGAGCACAGAAAAUAAUACUGUAUUAAAUGUUCUGGAGAGAAUUGACGAAAAUGUCGAAAAUUUAAUGCGGGCUAUAGCAGAUAUGCACCUGGAAUUAAAUGAUGUUUCAACACAACUGACUAACAAAUAUAUUCGCAACGGUCAAAAUAAAUCUAAUACAGAAAGAAUUAAGACGUUUUUACCAUUAAAAUGUGUUGAUGAUAUUAAAAAAAUCGAAGUUGAGUUGAAAAAUGAUAAAACUUUAUAUAAUGAAUAUGAAGCUUUUUUACAAAAAAUCGGAGGCCAUUCACCGAGAGAACAUGUUAGAAAUAUUUUGGCAAAAGUCUUUUCUAAUGAAUGUGCAAUGAAAUGUUCCUGGAAAGGACGCAGACAAAACUUUGCUGUAUCAAAAUUAUUGGUGAUUACAGUAAUGAAAGACAUCAUUUUGGGACAUCACGUUGUAACAGAGAAAGACCUGGAUACAAUAUCUGCGGAGUGGUUCCGAUUUGCAAAGCAACGGAAAAAUCGAGAGGAAAAGGAGAAUUAAAAUUAAAAGCAGAACAAACAGCCUGCUAUGUGGUAUUCUCAUUCUUGUCCAUUACUUUUAAGUUUACUACACAUUUUUAAAUGCAUUACAUAUUUUAUUUGUGUUGAAUUCCAAAGAUUAAAAAAAUUUUUAUUUGCAA